AGAGGGAGACACAGAGGGAGGCCAGUCUCAUCCAGCAGACGUUGGCACUUCUGAGGAAGAACAUUUUGGUACAAAGGAGGCGGCUGGGCUACCUCAUACUGGAGUGGCUCCAGCAUUUGCUGCUGGUCUUCUUGCUGUUCAUCUUCACCAUUAAUUCACAGCAUCUGAGGCCCACAGUCGAAAUAACAUACAGCCCGGCCCUGGUCCUAGGGCGUCUGGAUCAUUUAAGGAAUCUCAACAUUUUCUUGUUGGCUACUUCCCUAGCAGCCCUGCCAUCAAGGACAUAAUGCAGCUGGUCAACAGAAGCGCCAUCGUCCCAGGUAGGUUCUGCUGUUACCUGUAAGCUGAGCUGAAGGACAAAAUCAGGCUGGCAGUUGGAGUUUUGUAAGCUGAAUUCAGCUAACCAAUGAGAUUUGAAUUAAUAACUGUGUCUCUUCUUUCUUUCUCCGGUAUAUUCCUCCAGGUGACUGUCACAGUCUAUUCUUUACCUGUUUCUCACUGCAGUACUGGGUUUCGGGGUUCCUGUCUCUACAAGCCACCAUUGACUCUGCCAUUGUGGAGCACGUCACAAAGAAAUCCAUAUGGGAGUCUAUGGGGACCAUGACGGUGGUGAAGAUGAAAUCGGCCAGUUAUGGGGACCGUACAACUCUGCAAAUGGUCUUCUACACGUUUCUGAUGAGCGUGUGUUUUCGUCUCACUGUCGUAUCUCAUGGCUCUGCACAUCACCCAGGAGAGGAGGAGAACCAGAGAGCUGAUGAGGAUGAUGGGAGUGAAGGAUCUGGCAUUUUGGUUAUCUUGGGGGUUGUUGUACUCUGUCAGUGCCAUUAUCAUCUCCAUCCUAGUCACUCUGGUCGCCACCACUUAUGUGUUUGUGGAAAGUUCCUUCGGAGUUAUUUUUCUACUCUUCUGUCUCUAUGGCAUUGCAACGGUCUUCUUUAACUGCAUGCUGAGCGCCCUCCUCAGGAAGCACCGCCUCACAGCGAUUCUGGGAUUUUUCAUCACUCUCUUCCUGUCUGCGUUGGGCAUACUACCACUCUUGAAAGCCAUACCCAUACCUCUGGAAGUUUUCCUGAGCAUUUUCCACCCCUUCUCCUUUGCUGUUGGGAUCACGGCGGGAAUGCACAUGGAAAAUGACCUUCUGGGCUCCUUCUUCUCGGACAUCUUGGGUGACUCCUUCCACGUAUUGUCCAGCAUCAUCUACCUGAUCAUAGACUCAGUGCUUUACAUCAUCCUCACUCUUUACUUUGAUAAGAUAAUCCCAGAUAAAACACGGAUUGAGGCACGAGCCACUGUUUUUCCUGAGAUCCUCAUAUUGGUUGAAGAAGAAGAUGACCCCUGACCUGCUCGGAGGGGAAGAGAGGGCAGAGUCUGACUGGGGGGACUAUGUCGAAAAAAUUCCUUCUGAGCUGCUGGGAAAAGAAGCAAUCAGAUUAGUCAACAUUAAGAAAAUGUACAGCGGCAAAGACGAUAAAACAGAGGCGCUACGAGGUCUGGAUCUGGACGUCUAUGAGGGACAGAUCACAGCGUUACUCGGUCACAGCGGAGCUGGAAAAACCACCUUACUGAAUAUACUCAGCGGGAUGUGCGGAGCCACUAGCGGAUCUGCCACCAUCUACAAUUAUCAGUUAUGGGACUUCAAUCAACGUCAGGAGAUCCAGAAGAAGAUCGGGUUUUGUCCGCAGUUUGAUGUCAGCUUUGACCUUCUAACAGUAAAGGAGAAUUUGGAGAUCUUUGCAAAGAUUAAAGGAAUUCCUAACAGAAGAAUUAAAUCUCAGGUAGAAACGGUCCUUUCAGAGCUGGCCAUGGUUGACUUUCAGGAUCUGGAAGCCAGGAAACUGAGCGGAGGUCAGAGGAGGAAGCUGACGCUGGCGAUAGCACUCUUAGGAGACCCCGAGGUUCUGUUGCUGGAUGAACCGACGUCAGGCUUGGACCCGUUCUCCAGGCACCGUGUAUGGUCUGUUCUCAAAGAGCGCAAAGCUGGUCACGUCACCUUAUUCAGCACGCAGUUCAUGGAUGAAGCCGACAUCCUGGCAGACCGUAAGGCCGUACUUUCUAAUGGGAGGCUGAAAUGUGUUGGAAGCUCCUUGUUCCUGAAGAGGAAAUGGGGUAUCGGCUAUCACUUGAGGAUGCAGGUGACUCCGUCAUGUGACACAGAGGCCAUCACAUCACUCAUAACGCAGCACAUCUCCAACGCCAAGCUCAGCAUGCAGAAUGUUGAGGAUGUGAAGUUCACCCUACCGUUUGAGGACAUGGACACCUUCCCAGCUCUGUUCACUGACCUGGAGGGACAUGUUGGACGGGACAUUGAGAGUUAUGGCGUCUCUAUCACCACUCUGGACGAUGUGUUCCUGAAACUGGAAGGAAAAGAUGAGAUUGAAAAAGGAGAUUACAAUGUUUUUGCCCCUGAACAAAAUGACACGGAGGACCGGGAUCACUUCUCCAUGGAGCCAGAGGAUUCGACCCUUCUGAUGUCGGACUCGGGUACGCCCACCAUUAGUGGAAUGGCAUUGUGGAGACAGCAGGUGUUGGCUGUGGCAAGGAUCCGAUACUUGAAGCUUAUCCAUGACAUGAAAGGCUUUCGAUCCAUACUUCUUCUGCUGGUUCUCUUCAUCCUUCCUAUGGUCAUCGGCAUCAUACUGAUGAGAGUUUCUAACACCGUUCGAGCCUGGGAGAUGACUCCGCACCUUUAUUUCCAG
This is a messenger RNA of Staurois parvus, 2696 nucleotides long. The record is from the annotation of a GenBank genome assembly. NCBI's taxonomy places the organism in Eukaryota, Metazoa, Chordata, Amphibia, Anura, Ranidae.